GUGCAGCAUAGCUCACUCCGUGAUCCUCUAGAUGUGCAGCAUAGCUCACUCCGUGAUUCUCUAGAUGUGCAGCAAUUACAUGGCUGCCUCGGAAGAAACGUUGCCUUUGAAAUAAAACCAAUGCUUCAAAUCUUAAAACAGCAGAGCGCCAGAGAGAUAAACGGUGUGCGGAUAAGACUGAGCAGGAUUUAGUGUUUUACAACUGCUUGCAACAAUAAGGACGUUAUAUUUUCUUGAACAAAAUUACAAUUCAGAUCAGAUUUUGAAAAUCCAAAACAAGAAUGCAGUUUUGUUGAAGCAAUGUGUUGUUAUAUGUUCUUUAUAAUUUAAACCGACAUAUUAAAUUAUUCCAACAUGAAUGUUUCUAACGCUUCCAACAGUGUUCAAAACGCUUCCAGGGAAUCCAAUGGACAUACUUAUAUAGAGUUAGAAGGAGCUCGGGAAUGGUUUCAGGCCGCCCUUGUUCUGGUAUGGCUGUUCGCCAUUUUGGCGGUCGGCCUCAACAUCGCAGUGAUUAUGUGUAUUUGUAGACAGAAGAAAAAGUCUCGAUUGUACUUCCUGUUGCUAAACAUGGCCGUUGCAGACUUUUUGACGGGAUUGUUUGACACAGUUGUCAACGCGACGGAAAGAUCUCUUGGAUACGACAACAUCACGUGGGCAUGGUACGCGGGACGUAACGCUUGCAAGAUUCAACGGACAGCUACAAGCGUGUUUGCAAUGACGUCAAACUUCAUACUUGCGGCGACCAGUUUUGACAGAGCGAUUGCCAUUGCAAAGCCGUUGAUAAAUUUUAAACAAGGUUUUAAUGUACAGAAGGUCCUGGUAGUCUUGUGUUGGAUAUUCAGCACACUAUUAAGCAUUCCAGUCUUUCUUGUCAUGCACGUGUUUCAUGUAUUCGUGGACAAGGCGUAUUUCUUGUGCCAUAUUGACAAUAACGUGAUCAGCUUCGAUACAAUAACACACUACUUGUUGGUGUUUCAAUACCUCUUACCCCUUUUGACAAUCCUCGUCAGCUACGUGGUCCUCUUGUGCGCUCUUGGCCGCCGAUCUGCAUCAUGCACUGAAACAAAUUCCAGUGGGAAUGGCUUAUUAAGAAUAUUCAACGCCACGUUGCCUCGUGCAAAGACCAGGAGUCUUAAGCUGAUGUGCGGCAUCGUUGCAGGAUUUGUUGUUGCAUGGACACCUUACUUCACAAUUUCAUACUUAAGUCUGUAUGCCGGAUUUAACCACUCGUCUCUACAAGUUGGCAUUCUUUCAUACUACCUUAACGGUAUAAUCAACCCGGUGGUGUUCUUUAUAUUUCACCAUACGAAGCCAGCUAGAUCGCCGACGAGCUUCUAUUCCAAUGAGACAGCGAUUAGCACCAGCAGAAUAACGAAGGAGUCAUUCCAAACGUUUAUACCAGCAUCUGACGUGAACUGCAGUGAAAAUACUAUUUGACAAUGGCCAUAAAAAUACCUAUUAAGAUACGUUAUGACCAGUACGAAUAUUGAAAAUUCUCAUACACUUCUCACAAAUGCACAUGAACUUACAAGAAUAAUCAAUGGGCGAAGUCUUACAUACAUGCCCACCUACAUUGUUUUGCUUUGCGUGGUGGGUUUCACCUUCCACCAUAAAUGAAAUACCAGUGCAAUACAAUGUCAGCCAAAAUGAUGGCAUUGAAAAGCACACGAUGAUUUUUUGUCAUGCUGAGUUCAAGUGUAUGUUCUAAGAAAUUAUCCACAUCGACUUUCAUAAAGUUUUUGAUAUUGUGAAUAAAAUGGAGCUUCUUUCUCAAGAACGCACAUCAAUUGGCAAUCGAUUGCAUUUGCAUCGAAUGAAUUUUGCACGUUUAGAAGCCUUUGAAGGCAUAUCUUUAGACUUCAAACGAGGCUAGAACCUUUAAAUGUCUAGCCUUUUUAGAGUACGUUUUCUUUUAAUCCUUUAACAUAAUUGACAUUUGUUUCUUAAAAUACACUCUUCAAAGACUUGCGGAUGAAUGAACAGCUAACGGUUAUUUUACUCUUGUUAUAGUAUUUGUCUUAUAUGUCCAACAUAUGGAUUUUCAUGUGAUCAUCCUAAAUUAAAUUUAGAAAACAAA
This is a messenger RNA of Mya arenaria, 2080 nucleotides long. Its product is annotated as cardioacceleratory peptide receptor-like. NCBI's taxonomy places the organism in Eukaryota, Metazoa, Mollusca, Bivalvia, Myida, Myidae. The record is from RefSeq and is a predicted model, not a curated record. Gene Ontology annotation, cellular component: membrane. The transcript has 7 exons. Gene Ontology annotation, biological process: G protein-coupled receptor signaling pathway. Gene Ontology annotation, molecular function: G protein-coupled receptor activity. The coding region runs from base 355 to 1440 and encodes 361 amino acids.